AUGAAGUAACAAGUAUCUUCAAAGAAUCGAUAGAAAUACCCUUAAGCUGGUCCUCAUCAAUUAUCAUAUCCUAACACCCGGAUUUUCUUUUUCAAUUCACAGCAAAACAUGUUAUUUCAAAUAUUACUUGUGACACUUUUACCGUCUCUGACCCUACAGUACAGCACCUGUACGGACGCAUCGCUUGAUUACCAAGGUUACACGUAUAAUGUUGACGCAGAUACUGGGGAGAAGAUUUGGUCUCAUUGCAAGUUCCCUAACCCUAAGUUUGACCACUCACGAUGUGGAUUGACAGCUACUGAUGGCCACCAUUGGGUGUGUGACCCUGAUUAUCUCAUCUCAUCACAAGUUGAUGCGGUAGAUCUGGCUUUGGCCAUGAUUCAGACUAAUACAUCUACACAGUGUAGUGGACCCGAUGGUGAAGAUCAGAGCUAUAUUGUGGCGGUGGCCCUAAUAAAUAGAAUACGGAUACCAGACUUGCAGGACAGUACAACAUGCAUUAAUGACUGUGGAGAAAUUCAGCCAACAUUAAACACAACCGCUAGGAGUGCCACUUCUGGUGAACUGGACGCUAUUAUGGAAAACUUUGCCGAUCAGUUGCGCAGUGGCUGGGCACUUGGAAGUUGCGGAAAUGACGUAAUUAUCUUGUACGCUCAAGAUAUAGAUAAGAUUCAUGUUUCUGUUGGUUACAAGGCAUCUACCUUAGUUACUGAUAGUGUCGUAUCAAAAAUCGAAUCAACAUUUAGAGAGUACAACAAUCAGGGCAGAUUAGCUGACGGACUCCUUAAAGUUGCAGACGACCUGCGCAAAACACUGCGCGCUAUAACACCGGCUCACAUAGUACUCAUCAUGAAUAUGGUAGUCCUGGUUGCGACAGGAGUAUUUUUGGUUUUCUUCCUGCAUUUAAGAUCAGUCGAACUUAACGUAUGGGGAGCAGAGAAAUUGUGGAAGAUUCCAGAAUAUCUCGUUUAUUUCUUCUCCGGAGUUUGGUUGAUCGAUGCAACUAUAUUUGGAGUGCUGUUCAUUUCGAACCGAGCGCCAUUUUGGGCAAUCCUAAUUGGAGUUCUUAUGGGAGUCACGUGUUUCUUGAUUUAUUCAUUCGAUGACGAACUUUUUGGAAGCAGUACAAAUAGCGGAAAGUUAAAUUUCACGUCAGCUUGAGACGUAUAUAUUUUUCAAACGCAAUAUAAACAAUACUGUAUAAUUUCAUGAUUCAUUUUCACUCGGUUUCUAUUGACUUAUGAGUUUUAAUUUGUUUUGCAAGACGUCUUAAAUUAAGUGUAAUAUGUUUUGAAACAUUAGAAUGUCUAGAUGAAAAAGAAAUAGCUAAAACCUGUUCCAUUUGUAUGCUAAGUAGAAAAAGAUAAACUCUAUCGUCACUUCAAUUAAUGAUUAAGUAAUAUUGCAUAUUUCACAAGACUUUAAAAAGUACACAUACAUGUUCACUUGUGUUAAUAUGUCUUUUAAUUGAGUUAAGGCAUUUCAAUUGAUAUCUUAUAGUGUGUCUUUCUAUGUUGUGAUGUUACACUAUUGUUUCAGAUAAGGGUGAAGGUUUGGUACCAUUAAAACGUUUAAACCCGCUGCAAUUGUUUGCAUCUGUCCUAAGUCAGGAAUCUGAUGUUCAGUAGUCGUCGUUUGUUGAUGUGGUUCAUUAGUGUUUCUCGUUUCUCGUUUUUUUAUAUAUAUUAGACCGUUGGUUUGAAUGGUUUUACACUAGUAAUUUUUGAGGCCCUUUAUAGCUUGCUGUGCGGUGUGAGCCAAGGCUCCGUGUUGAAGACCGUACUUUGACCUAUAAUGGUUUACUUUUAUAAAUUGUGACUUGGAUGGAGAGUUGUCUCAUUGGCACUCAUACCACAUCUUCUUAUAUCUACAUAGAAUUGCUUUCUAUAAAUAUAUUCAAACUGUAUACAUGUAGUUACGUUUAGGGUACUGUUUUCGUUUCCGAUAUAUUUGAGACACAUUUUUUAUUAUUUAUUUGUUUGAAAGGCACCUCAAUUAAGUCAGUCUUAAUCUUAAUCUUAUAUCAAUGAAUCAUGUUUUUUACAGUUAUAUAUAUCGUCUUCUUACUUUUACCUUACUUUAGAUUUCAUACAUUAUUGUGAUAAAUACUGCAAGAAAAAAAGUUCAAAGUCCAUGAUAAUAAAGUGCUUUAAAUCGUAAUAUUUACAACAUGUUCUUUUGUAAUUGAAAACCAGAUAAUUUGAUAUAUAUUUCAAAAUCUGCAUUAUUGAAUUAUUAUUUGUUAAUUAACAACUUAGAAAUAUCGAGCUUUUUGACAGUCAUAACUUAAUGAUUUCCAAUAAUGUUUGUAUCGUUAUUUACUAACAAAAUACUAAGACUCGGUGCUGGGCGCCAUACAAUGUAGAUUUAUUUACUAAUAUUUUCAUACAUAUAUUCUGAUUGUUCUUUUCUUUUUUGUUUUAGUGCAGGUCACAUUUGUUGAAUUAAAUAAAGUUAAAAAGU
Mytilus californianus (California mussel) is the source of this 2463-nucleotide messenger RNA. RefSeq lists its product as uncharacterized. Bases 109 to 1161 code for a protein of 350 amino acids. The record is from RefSeq and is a predicted model, not a curated record. Lineage: Eukaryota; Metazoa; Mollusca; Bivalvia; Mytilida; Mytilidae. Gene Ontology annotation, cellular component: acetylcholine-gated channel complex. The transcript is spliced from 5 exons.